CCAUGCUCUGUGUCAAAAAUAACAGUCCUCUAAGAUAAAAAAGACUAUUUAUCCACGGAUUGCCGACCUUUUUCUGCAUUGAAUGUUUUCCCGACAUUGAUCCCUUUCAUAAAAUCUCACAUACCCAACAAUUUACAACCGCUUCAAUUAUCAUUGGCAUUAGGUGAGCUAAUCCUUAAAGCUAGGCUUUAUAUUUUCAUGUUACAAAAUCAUACAGCUGACCUCAGUACAGGAGUCCAUGCAGCAUCAUAUUUCUGGUCAACUUGGAGGGAUAACAAAGUCUUUCAAGAAAUUCUCUUUAUUCUAAUAAUUCACCCAUGUCCUCUGCUCAUUUUAUAGUGUUGGGAAGUUUCAACAUGUUGUGUGCAUUGGUAAGAGAGAAAGUUCACAUGGAUAUAUCAUGGAAACAAUGCAGUGGAAUGGAAGUUUUCUUGUUUGAUUCAUGUAUGUGUUGUUUUUAGAAUUCUACCUAAAGUGGGUAUUCAGUGCUUUCGGAUCUUUCAUGUGUUUUUGUCUUCCAUUGCCAGUCCCUUUAUUAGCAUAAAUUUUGCCAAAAAAUCAGGUCCUGCACUGGAACAUAAUUAACGUAGUUUUUUUUGUUUUCAUGUUGUUGGCAUUGAUUCUAAAUUCUAGAUUCCAACAAUGCUGGAGUCCGGUGGAGUUUGUUGGUCUGUCUGCCAUGGUGCAGUACCAAUCUUUAGACCUCUGCUGUAACUUUUUUGUUAAAAUUCCUUGUUGAGGCUAGUUUCUUGGCAGCAAAUACUUGAUUCCUGAUUUUGUACAGAACCCAAUUGAACAUGGACACAAGUUUACUUGCAGCUUGGGAUACUUGGUUGCCAAGAACUGCGGGAUACUACCACAUUCAGUAAGUGGGUAUUUUGAUUCUAGUAAUUAAUGUUCAUGAUGUUCUGUCUCUGCCAUAUUAGUCCUUUCACAGCUUUGAAAUCUUCCAGUCCUCUGUCCAGUUAAGAAAUCUUGGCCUUAUGCCAGGAAAUAUAUAUAAUAUGGGAGACUCAAUCUGCUACAUUUGUUGAGAUAGUAGAUAAAUUGCCGUUGCAAUGACUGGCAUGUCUCAUUUGCCAAAUGGUUGUCCCUUUAGACCAGGCCUAGGAUGGUGGUGUCUUUGUUUAGUACUAAAUUACAUAUUCUGUUCAGUUUCUGGAGUGAAUCAAGAGGGGCUGGUUCUGCUUGCAUUCAAAUACUCUGUCACGAAUGAUCCCCUUUCUGCCCUAGGGGACUGGAAUAUUGAUGACUCAACACCCUGUGGUUGGAAUGGUGUGACGUGCACGCAGAUUCCUGGAAGUAAUGAGUCCCGAGUCAUCAGUGUUGUUCUACCCCAGAGCCAGCUAGUGGGUUGGAUACCACAAGAACUUGGGUGCCUUGAGAACCUUCGUCACCUCGACCUUUCUGGCAAUGAGAUCAAUGGAACAAUUCCCGCUGAGCUCUUCAAUGCAACGGAUAUAUCGAAGCUUGUCCUCGCCAAUAAUGCAAUAUCUGGUGCCCUGCCUUCUGAAGUAAAGCAGCUGAAAGGGUUACAGUAUCUUGACCUGUCAAGCAAUGCUCUCACAGGAAUCAUCCCUCAAAGUAUCACAGAAUUGAAAGAACUGAAAGGCAUCUCUCUGAAAAACAACUAUUUAUCUGGACCCGUUCCUUCAGGUCUUGGAUCAUUAGGAGCUCUUGAAGCCCUGGAUUUCUCUUCAAAUCUCCUUAAUGAGUCCAUCCCACCUGAUCUUGGCUACUUAUCUAGUCUCCAAUAUUGUCUCAACCUGUCUGGAAAUAGGCUUUCUGGUAAUAUACCUCUAACUUUAGGGCAACUUCCUACAAAUGCAAGUAUAGACCUCUCACACAAUAAUUUGACUGGACAAAUUCCACGGGUUGGGUUUUUUUUGAGUCAGAAAUCUGGUGCUUUUGUUGGCAAUCCUGGUCUCUGUGGUCAGCCGCUUACCAAAUUAUGUUUUGUUCCUUCUAGUGGCUCUGAUCCUCCAAAAAUCAGCUCACCGUCUGCAGUUGCAGCUAUGCCUGUCCUUGAAAAACACAAAACCUUAAGCAAAGGCACAAUAAUUGCUAUUGUGCUUGGCGACCUUGCUGGAAUAAGCCUUGUUUGUGCAGUUGUCAUGUAUCGAUACUGGAGCACAAAACAGAAGAAGGAAGCAAAGGAUGAACCUAAUUGCAGGAGUGUUCAAAUGGAUGAUAAUGGAGAUUAUUCUUCUAGCUCUGGUAGAGUUGGUUGGCUCUGCCUUAGAAAGGUUGAAGAGACUUCGGAAGGGAGUAGCUCGGAAAAUGGAGAUCAACAGCAAGGAAAUUUGGUGUCACUAGAUGGCGAUCUAGACUUGGACCUUGAUAAACUACUUCGCGCUUCUGCUUAUAUAUUGGGUGCCACUGGAUACACUAUAUUAUACAAGGCAGUUCUAGAAGAUGGCAUGACAUUUGCAGUGAGAAGGCUUGGUGAGGGUGGUUUGGGAAGUUUCAGGGAUUUUGAAGUAGAAGCUAAAGCAAUUGGUAGAAUUAAACAUCCAAACAUUGUUCGCCUCAGAGGCUACUACUGGGGCAUAGAGGAGAAGCUGCUGAUUUAUGACUACAUUCCAAAUGGAAGCUUGGCAAAUGCCUAUUAUGGAAGAUCAUCAGCCUCUCCCUUUUAUCUGCCAUGGGCUGCAAGGAUAAAAAUUGCUAAGGGAGUGGCUAGAGGCCUGGCUUACUUGCAUGAAAAGAAGCAUGUUCAUGCAAAUCUCAAGCCCAGCAACAUCCUUCUGGGGUUUGACAUGGAACCAUUCAUUGCAGAUUUCGGGUUGUACAGGGUAUUAGACACGGCCAAUGUCAAAUAUAGUAGCUCAGCUAUUUAUCUAAGAAACUUUGAAGGUGCACUUUCAGGAAGCAAGCGGUCAACAGGCUCAAGAGAUAGCUUGCAGACAACACCUGAAAUGCUGGGCAGUCCAAGCACAUCAAGAAAUUUUGUAUCUCCAUACCAAGCUCCCGAGGCAUUGAAAACUCUUAAACCCAAUCAGAAGUGGGAUGUUUAUUCUUUUGGGGUUAUUUUUCUGGAAAUGCUCACAGGGAAACCACCUUCUGAGAAAGAUUUUGCAACAUGGGGUCAAAGUUUUCUUGAUGAGAAGCAGCGGAUUUUGCGUAUUAUUGAUCCAACUCUUCGAUCAGAGGUGGAAGGGAAGGAAGAAAUAUCAACCUCUCUAAGGAUUGCAUUCAAUUGUUGUUCACCUUCCCCACAGAAGAGACCAGCAAUGAAGGAGGUAUUGCAGUUUCUAGAAAAAAUACCUUCACUAUCUUCAUCAACAAUUUCAUCAGAUUAACCAAUUCUUUCUGACUUUGUACCAUCCUUGUAUUAACAUAAGUGAAGAAUCUGAUGAGGGCACACUCUGGAUUCCACCUUCAACAACUUUACUCGAGUAUAAGUAGCAUAGAGUUACACACCAGUAUUAUUGGCUGUUGGCAAACAUUUAUGAUGGAUUAAGAUGAUCUGCUUCUCAAGGAAAGGCCAGAACAUGAACUAACAUUUCAAUAUUUUUGCUCUGGAGGCAAGUUCUCAGUUUUCUGGGGAAAAUAAUAGAUGGGGGUAAAUUGCUGUUGCAGGCGGCGGACUAAUCACAGAGUUACUGAAGUUGAACCAGCUUGAUCUCUUGAGUACAACUGAUGGACAUUAUUGCCCGUGAUUAGUCACAUGGAAAUAAGUGACAUGAAAAUAAGUGACAUUAUAAUUGUAUAAUUAUCCAGCAGAAUGUCUAAUUAUUUGAUUUGAAAGCAUUUGAAUGCUGUUUUUAUCUUGACAUACAGUAAGUUAUUUCUUACUGCUUGGACAUUAGAACAGAGUGGAUUACAAUAUGUAGAAAAUGUGUGAAGUCAA
Molecule: messenger RNA, 3853 nt
Organism: Cryptomeria japonica (Japanese cedar)
Lineage: Eukaryota; Viridiplantae; Streptophyta; Pinopsida; Cupressales; Cupressaceae
Product: probable LRR receptor-like serine/threonine-protein kinase At4g37250
Exons: 2
Coding region: 1059-3302 (747 amino acids)
Biological process (GO): protein phosphorylation
Molecular function (GO): ATP binding; protein binding; protein kinase activity
Source: RefSeq, a predicted model, not a curated record